AUGAAGGCCACGCCAAGAACCUUUGCCAACCGGGAGCUGCUCCCGUCGCCUAGAGUUGGACAAUCAUCCGGUGCGGUCAUGCGCCCUGCCAUGACCACAGCUUUGCGGAGAACCGCCGCCAUUGGAUUUCUUGAAGAGAAACUUCACAUGCAGGCAGACACAGAUCGACCGUGCACUAGGGAACUUCUUUACAGAGGUGUGAGUGCAGAUGGCCAGGGUCGCAAGGAGUAUCUGCGCAGACGUGCGGGAUAUGGCAUUGCGGAGAGGUAUGGGCAGCCACAGACGGAAGCCCAAGUAAUGAGUUUGAGCUUGAGGCUCAAUCCUGGAGAACUUCGUCCUCCUUCAUUCGGGAAGAAGCCAAUCAUCGCGAAUACGUUCUAUCGUACGCGUGGAGCCGGCGGCUUCAAAGCAGCCUUUACGAUGCAUCCGUUGUCGGAGUUGGAGCUCUUCCUCCAGGGAGUUGGAGUUUGCCUGGCCGACUGCGAGACUUGCGAUCUAGAGUCCCUUGCCACAGGAGUCGCAGACGUGCUGAUCCGCGUGCAACAUCGCUGGGCAGAGCUCCAGCAGUUCCAUGGCAUACUUGAGAGUGACUUCCACUCGCUGCUGGUUCCCGACUUGUUGCGCAUCGUUGCCGUUGUGGCAACUCUCCAGUGCCAUACGGACUUCUCAAACAAGAUGGACUUUCAACUGGAAGUUGCCUUGACUUCGCUGCAGCUGGUCGAAAGCCUGCUCGGGUUUGCUCCCCGUCUUUUUGCGGAAGUCUUUAUGGCAUUUGCCACAAUGGCCCACAUGACAUAUAUGACGGCGAUCGAAACUGAAGCGUUGGGGCUUGUUCGUGGUAGUUUUACUUUCGCCUGGAAGAUGAGGAGAUCGUUGAGCCUCCACGCGAAAAUGUUCAGACUUUCGUCCCCGAGACAUGUUUUGGGCUUGGCCUCUGCGUUUGUGGGGAUAGCUAUCGCAGCCUGCACAACAUUCGUGUCACUACCCCAGCCGCAAGAUCAGCUCAAAACCCAGCUCUUGAUCGAAGAGGCGAAGCUCGGGCUCUUGGGCACACUGGCCUUGCCUCAUGCCGCACUGCUUGUUCUCCAUUCCAGUGAGUUCAUCGAGGCGAGGUGUAGCUUCCUCAGGCCCGUGCUUGGCCCACUCUGUGCAUUCUUGGGCCCUCUCUGUUUUGGCGUGCUUCUGAACCAUGGCUUUCUGGCUUUUGCAACCUGGGAGUUUAUUGGCAAGUUGCCAGAGAAGAUUUUAGAAUUGCCUGCUGUAUUGCAGGCACCCGGGCGGUCCAGGAUCGCUUUGUUUGUCAUUUAUGUCGUGGCAUGCUAUGUGGUUGCUUGGGUGACUGAGCGACUCCUGGCGUCACCCAUCACAGACUGCUUAAACUUACCGUGGGAAUUGCUUGUGAGACUUCUGAGAGGUAGCGCAGCCAUGGCAUUCCAGAUCACAAAGAGUAGAGUCGAGAUUCUGGAGAUCAACAGCGUGGGACCGGGGUAUUAUUCUGCAAAGCUCUUACCUAUGCGUGUUUGGCAAGGGAGGAUUCGUGCCAUGAAUGGCUUGCCGACCCCGUUCUUUCGAGCCCUUGGCUUUUUUCAUGUGUCUCAACUCACAGAGGGCUUCUUCUUGGUCUUCCUUUAUCAGGCUUCAACCAGGCGCGCAGCAUUGAUGGUGGUGGUGGACAUUGACUAUCGCGAGUACUUCCUCCCCGAUACUAUCCAGGAGCUGCAGCGCGCUUUCGACAAGUUUGACACAUCUGGAGAUGGUGCCAUCUCAGUCAAGGAGUUGUACCAAAUGUUUCGAAGUCUCGGCAAGAAAGUGAGCCGCCAGCAGCUGAAGCACGUGCUUGCUGAGAUUGAUACCGAUGGGAACGGCGAGAUUGAGUUCGAGGAGUUGUGCAUGCUCGAGAUCAAGAUGAGCGGGGCCCGACCACGAGCAGAUCUCAUUGAUUAUCGGGAGUUCCUGACGGAGCGCCAGGUGGCCAAACUGGAGACGGCUUUCCUGCGUAACGACAGAAAAAACACAGGUCUUAUUGGCCUCGAUGCCUUCUGUAGCAUCGUGGAAAGUCUCGCACCCUGGACGGAUCGAACACCUGUUGAGCAGCGUGCUACGCGCGAGGACUACGAGGAUGUACUGGCCGAGGUGGAUCCCCAAUGCCGCGGCAGCAUUGACUUCCACCAGCUUUGCUCGGGCUUUGCAGUCCUCACAAAAGCACGUAAGAUGGUAAACUACAGAGAGUAUCUCCAGCAGGACGAGGUAAAGGAGUAUCGUCGCAUCUUCAAUGCCACAACGCAGAAGAAGGGCCAAAGUGGGCUGUCGAAGUCAGACCUGGACCGGAUCUUGCGGAGAAUGGGUGCCACAUUACCGAAGGCGCAGCUGCGUGAGUUCUUUCAGUAUUUCGACACCGACGGCUCGGGGUUGAUGGACUUUGAGGAAUUCUGUGUGAUGCUCCUGAGGGUCCGCAACCUUAACAAGAAUCGGAUCGUGAGCCCGGAGACUUGCAGCUGUUCUCAGUUGUGGAAAGAGGAGGAGUUCAGCAUCGAGGAACUGCAGCAGUCUGGCUUCACGCUGGAGGAUUUCAAGCAUGCCAGCAUACCGGUCGCUGCUCUCCACAAAGAUGGAGGAUACUCUGCACUGGAGUUGCGACGUGCCGGAUUCUCUGCCAAGGAGCUGAAGCAAG
Symbiodinium necroappetens is the source of this 2671-nucleotide messenger RNA. The record is from the annotation of a GenBank genome assembly. Lineage: Eukaryota; Dinophyceae; Suessiales; Symbiodiniaceae.